This is a messenger RNA of Numida meleagris (helmeted guineafowl), 4979 nucleotides long. RefSeq lists its product as uncharacterized. Bases 309 to 1142 code for a protein of 277 amino acids. The transcript is spliced from 2 exons. The record is from RefSeq and is a predicted model, not a curated record. NCBI's taxonomy places the organism in Eukaryota, Metazoa, Chordata, Aves, Galliformes, Numididae.
GGCACCUGAAGCGUCCGCGGGACCGGACAAAGGGCCGAGGAACAGCCACCCGGGGGGCAGCAGAGCACCGCCUCACGGCCGCUCCCGAAUCUCAACAGCGAAGCGGCCGAGGGCUCUCCCCUCACACAGCCCCAGCCCCGCCGGCAGCCGCCCCCACGAGCUCUUCCGACAGCACUGGAGCUCCGAAACAACGGCGCCGGAUUACAGAAGCAAAGUGGAGGGGGUGUGAGGGGGGAGGGGGUGUGGGGGGAACGACUUCACUUCGUGGUGCGGCCCGCAGGCCGAGGGGCGCGGCGGGCGGAGCGGGGAUGGCCGCGGCCCCCUCCCUGCGCCAGGGCCGCGCCGUGCCAGCCACCCCUCCGGGCCCGGGAGCCCGAGCCGAGGCGCGGCCGAAGGCGGCCGUCCCGCCGGGCUACGAGCGGUUGCCAGGGCGAUGGGGAGGGCGGGCAGCAGUCAGUCACACCAAUUCAAUUACAGGUACCGGGGCCGGCCGCGCGAAGCGUUCCGCGGCUUCAAAAGCCGGGAUUAGCCGUGUCCCCGGGAGCUCUGGGGCGCGAAUAGCGGCACGCAAGACCUCGGGGGGAAGGGGCUGCGGAAGGGACGUACAAAGGGAAGGACGGCUCCUCCUGCCCGUUUCUCACAGCACAGAGCGCGGCCCGAAGCCCCCGAGGUGGGGCGCGGGGUGCCUCGUUGUCACCGUGGUGCCGCGGGGAAAGGAGAAAGGAAAUAAGCCGAGGAAAAAAGAAAAAAGCACCAUCGGGCUCGAGGGCUGUCUGUACCACAGCCCCACACGUAUACACGCGUGUUGCAUGAACAGGGACAACGGCCGCACACACCGACUCCUCGGAGAAAAAAAAAAAAAAAAAACCAGCGGGAAACAGCAGCGCCGAGGGGGGCUGAACUCCCAGACAUCCCUCAGAGAGGACUCAGGAGGGGGGCAGAAAAGAAUAUUAAAAAAAAAAAAAAUCGUCCUCCCCAGGGAGAGCGAAGGGGAAGAGCCUAGCUGCUGCGGCGGAGCCGGUCCUAAAGUUAACUUUCGGGAGCCCGAUUCCAGACAGCAGCGCUGGAUCUAUUUGGAUAAAACGCGUGUGACCCAGACACUUGGCGCCCGGCCCGAUGCGUUGCACCGGCAGCCCAAAUAAAAACAAGAGACUGACUGCCUCUCACUCGCGCUCUGCCCUCUCGCACAACGAGAGAAACCCUCGAGCACGGAACCCGCCGACCCACGGCCGGAGCCCACUCACCUCCCCCCGCCGCACCACAUCCCGCAAACAGACACACACCGACAGCAACGCGGCUCCGCGGGGUUAAGAGUCUGGCGAGUCCCCGGCGGCCCGGAGUAAAUCAAAACCACACGCUUCCAUCUUCCUGACGAGCCCGGCCAGCACUCGGCGGGCUGCGGGACGGCUGCCGCCAGCCGCGGGGAGCGCGGCCCGGGGGCUGCUGCGCCUGCGGGUGGGGGCUGAAUCUUUUUUUCCCCUUCUCUCCGCUUCUUCGUAACAAACGAUCUCGUACUAAAGCCAGAACAAUCUCAAGCAAAGUUGCACUGCUCCAGACCGUGCUGUGUAAAUCGCGGCUGUUCUCGGUCGAAAAGCCCUCGCACCCCCUUCCCCCAUUCUCAGAGGUUUCUCUCUGAAAUCGCUCCAAUCCACCUCGCCUGGUGCGAGUCGGCUCCCCCCGCGCCUGAGCCCUGGACGCAGCGCCGCUCGGGACACGAGAAAAGCAAAAGUUCAUCGAAUAGCGUGAAAUCUUCCUUACCGUGCUCAUCUUCACUUUCUGAUACAAAAUAAAGCUGUUCGUAAGAUCUGAAUGAUGUGAACAAUCUGUAAGACUUAUGAGAACAAAGUUGGGACAAGUUGUACAACGUGUGGAAAUGUAUGUGGAAAAUCUCUGUGGAAAAAUCAGGUAAAUUGUAUUCCUCAAAGAUUAGUGUAUACAAAAACACAAAUUAACAAUGCAUAAAUUAUUAGCAGAAAUACAAGAAUUCAGUUAUUUUGAUUUUUUUAGGAUGAAAAAUGUGGAAUUGACCUGUAAGACCUGGCAAUUAGCAUGCAGAGCACUGCAGCAUUUUGCAGUCUGGCACACAGCUCUAAGAAUGGCAGCCUUCUGCAGAACUGGGCACUUUGAUCUAAGAACCUAGGUGGCUUGUUUAGUUUCAGAGUUGGAGGAGAGUUACAGUACUUGUGUGAGAAUCACAUUCUGCUCAUUUAGCAUCUGCUGAAAUAUGUGGUGAUUCUCACUUAUUGGUACACUUUGUAUAAAAGCAUGAACGCAUACACUAAUGUCAGAAAUUGUAAAAUUGGAUUGUGAAAGGAGCAUGGAUUUAUUUUGAAUGGAAAGAAUUGGACUUUCCAUAUUCCUGGACUAUAUAACUGGAAAAGAUUUAUUAAAGACUCUAGAGCAUACCGUGUAUACUGCUUUGGACAGAGAUUACGGCUUUGUCUAAUUUAGAUGGCUUUUUGGCAUUCUUUCUACCAUAGUGUCUUGCAACAGUUUAUAAAUUGAACUAACUUUAAUAGUUCCUCUGUCCUGCUAACUCUUGGGUAUCUCCCCAGAAAUGCAAAGAUACUAUGAAUGGAGUAGAGCAUUAUAUGGCUAUGAUAAGUACAUGCAUUUCUUUCUUUGUAUCUCACAAGGAACUUCAAAAUUCAUUUUCGUACAGGAUUAUCACAACAUUAGCAGCUCCUUGGCUAGGAAAGACAGCACAAAGGAGGUUAUUAAGGCUCGCUUAAAAAGUCCAGCAUUUCAUUUUUACAUCUUAUUUAGGUUUGGUUGGCUCUAUGUGAAGAUGGUUUUGUGCAGCAGUAACAGCCACAACCUCCACAUAUAUCCCUAGCCAGAUGAAUCUUUUGGUAUGACCCAGUAGCUGUUUUUGUUGUUUAAGUUAAGAGCAGCCUUCAGCUUCUUCAGUACAAACUGUAAGUUGCUGAAUUUACACGUACUUACCAGUAGUUUCCACUGGAGUCCACUGGUGAUCAAAGGUAUCCACUGCACUGCUGGACUUCACACUGGGGCAGUGGAGAAUCAUCCAUAUGUUGGGUUUUGAUGCAUUAAAGUUACAAAAAAUAAUGUUUUAUUGCUAAGAAAUCAAAAGACUACAUUUCUUAGUUACAAGUUUCAGGGCACAAUUUGUGAAUUGAAAUAUGAACUCGGCUUUGUGUGCUUCUAAUCCUUUCAUAGCCAUUAAGGGAUUAUUUGCAUCAAAAGGCAAGUUAUAGUGAAAGAAAAUGAGAUUCAAGAAUUCUCAAAAACUUUCCAGGUGCUUAUUUGAUCCAAGUAUUAUGGUUCAACAGGUUUGUACAUUAUUUAUUAUAGUUUUGCAUUCUAACAUGAAAUAAGCAUAAGACUAUUCAGAAAUGAGAAGAUGUUGGUUUGUGGCUAUUCACAGAUGUUCGAGCUGAUUCUAGGAGUGACCUUCUGCAGUCCUGAAAAAAUAACUUCUCCAAACCUCUUUUUUUCCUUGUUUUGUUUUACUUUUUUAUUAAAAAAAAAACUGUAUUUUCCUACAAUGCCUGACACUUAAUCAGUGGUAAUGAGUUCCCUUAUAAUCUUUGUAGUUAAGAAUAUACCAAGAGUUUUGUCAGAAAAGAAAAGAAAGUAUUCAAAGCAAACGGAGCAAUAGGUGAAGAAAUCCACAAGCUUGAAGAAAAUGCUUGACAUUUAUUUCUAGCUCAUCGCAUCCACAAUUGCAACUAUCUAUAAAUCUACACAGUUUCAUCCACAGAUGAGGUUAUCUGGCAAUAAAUCAAGUAAGUUCUUACAUAAAUUAUUGCAUGAGCAGUUUUCUGCAUAGACCUAACUUCCAGUCCAGCCAAUCUGUAUAAAGCUCAGCUAACAGUAAGCCCCUACUGCUAUCAAAGCUUUAACAGUGUAUUUACAAGGGCAGUGAGCACAGGUGCAGAUAUAGCACCUGAAAAUAGGUAUCUACACAUACAGCCAGAUCUAAUUGCCAUUUGGUGAGAGAUCAAUGGGGCUACAAGACACUUAGGUAUAACGAAGCAUUAGUUACUUUAUAAUGCAAGGAUCUGCAUAAAUCAUUUAAAUAAAUUUGUGUAAUGUUUCACCUUCAGUUCAGCUGGUACAAAUUUUAUAUCAUGCUCAAGUACCUUUUAGUAACUGAAUGUCAGUGAGGUAAUUUUCAGAUACUUCCACCCCUGAAUGACAGCUUAUUGCCCUUAUUUCCCUAGCCUAGGCUUAUACUUCCUUAUGAAAAUAUUGAGUGGGACUCAGUGACCCUCGUGGGUCCUGUCCAAUUCAGCAUGUUCUGUGAUACCAUUAACCACCUGUUGGUAUAGCUUGAUAUUUCCACUGAACGUCUACUCACAGCAUUUUUAUCUCUCGUUUUUGAACGUUUGUCCUAGGGACCAUUCUCCUACUUUGUCCACAGAUACAACGUCUGACUUGUAGAAAUGAGAAGCAGAACUGGGAUUUGCUGUGAAUAGGGCUGGGGGAGGGACUAGGGCUAACCUUUGCUCUUGUUUUGCCCCAGAUUUUCAGCUUUGCACAUGAAUGGAUACUCUUCUAUUGAGAUCUUUCUAUAGGGGGAUGAAACAAAUUAACGGCAAAGGAAUACCAGUGAAUUCACUUUGUGCACUAUCUACGGAAAGUUUUUUUCUGAGACUCCAUGGAAGAAAAAGAAAAAAAAGAAAGAAAAAAAAAUGCACAAGCCUGAAACAUCUCAUUCAAAACUUUCAGAAUAGGCAGGGCAUCCCGGCAUUCCUUAUGCUCAGCUCCACAGUAAAACUGCACACCAAUCUGUUACCAGCUACCAAAGUUUCUUACCAAAAACUAAAAUCCUUCUGAAAUCCAUCUGUCAUUCAGAAAAUAAAACAUUUUGUUCUUGAUUGUUUAAUAGCUGCUCCCUAACAAAAGACAGAGGUUAGGUUUUUUGUUGUUUAUUUUUUGUUUUUGUUUUGUUUUUGUUUUCACUAUUAUUCUUUGUUCAGUAAUUUGGGGAAAUAAAUAUAAUUUGCAGAAAA